Molecule: messenger RNA, 1342 nt
Organism: Paramecium octaurelia
Lineage: Eukaryota; Ciliophora; Oligohymenophorea; Peniculida; Parameciidae
Source: the annotation of a GenBank genome assembly
AUGAACAAAGUUAUCUGUCUUCUUUCACUAUUGUUGGCUACUUCUUAUGCACUUUACGAUUCACGAUCGAAAGUGUAGCUCCUUACACCUUAAACAUUCAGAGAGAAGGUGUUAAAUUCAAAAUCUCUUUGGAUAGUUGAAUUCUUUGCUCCAUGGUGUGGUCAUUGCAAAGCACUAGCCCCAGAAUAUGAAAAGGCAGCAAAGGCUCUAGAAGGAAUAGUGAAUAUUGCUGCAGUUGAUGCAGAUGCUCACAAGGACCUGGGAGGACAGUAUGGUAUUUAAGGAUUCCCUACAAUCAAAUUUUUUGGAGAAAACAAAAAUUCACCUUCUGAUUACCAAGGAGAAAGAUCAGCCCAAGGAAUAAUCAACUUUGCAUUAGAAUAAGUCAAAUCGGUAUUAUUCUAUUUUAUUUUUAAAGACUGUAAAUAGUAGAUAAAAAGGAUCGUCAUCAAAUAGAAAUUAAUAAAAACAAUCAUCUGGUUCAGCAUCUGGAUCUGGAUCAGCUGAUGAUGUUAUUGUUCUUACUGAUUCAACAUUUGAUGAAAAUGUUCUUAAAUCUAAGGAUUCUUGGUUUGUUGAAUUCUAUGCACCUUGGUGUGGUCACUGUAAGAAACUAGAACCUGAAUGGAAUAAAGUAGGAUCAGAUCUUAAGGGAAAAGUCAAAGUGGCUAAGGUAGAUGCCACAGCUAACACUUAAUUAGCCACUCGUUUUGGAGUCUCAGGAUAUCCAACUUUGAAAUUCUUCCCUGCAGGUUUCUCCAAUGAUUCAGAGGUAAUCCCUUAUGAUGGUGCCAGAGAUUCCUCUGCAAUGAUAGAAUUUGCUUUAGAAUAAUCUAAUAAGUCAAAGAAGGUUGAAGUAGUGGAAUUACUAUCAAAGGAUAUCUUAAAAGAAAAUUGCCUUGAUUACAAUGGUAUUUCUCAAUAUUAUCUAGGUGUCUGCAUAAUUGCUUUUCUUCCUCACAUUUAUGAUAGUAAUAAAUAAGAAAGAAAUUAAUACAUCAAUUAAUUAUUAGAGGUUGCUAAAUCACUGAAAAACAAGCCAGUGAAUUUUUUGUGGACUUAAGGAGGAGAUAACUACGAAUUUGAAGAAGCAUUCUAAAGCGCUGCUGCACAUCCUUCAGUGAUGGCUUUAAGCGGCAGAAAGUCUGUUUAUGCUAAACUUAAAGGAGCAUUCAGUAAAUAAAAUAUUGAAUAGUAAUUAUAAAUAUAUUUAUUUAGAUUUGUGAAUAAUGUAUUAAACGGAAGAGAGCACUUCAAUCAGUAUUCUCAACUUCCUAAUUUUAAAAAAGUUGAAAAAUGGGAUGGAUAGGACCAUAAACCAGUUUAUAAUGAUGAAUUUUGA